This is a messenger RNA of Engraulis encrasicolus (European anchovy), 2124 nucleotides long. RefSeq names its product excitatory amino acid transporter 3-like. Gene Ontology annotation, cellular component: plasma membrane. Gene Ontology annotation, molecular function: glutamate:sodium symporter activity; L-cysteine transmembrane transporter activity; L-glutamate transmembrane transporter activity. The transcript has 12 exons. Lineage: Eukaryota; Metazoa; Chordata; Actinopteri; Clupeiformes; Engraulidae. The record is from RefSeq and is a predicted model, not a curated record. Bases 372 to 1811 code for a protein of 479 amino acids. Gene Ontology annotation, biological process: L-glutamate transmembrane transport.
UUGUCCAUAUUCAUGUCAGAAAUGCAGGGAUUCUCAUUUAGUGUGCCAACCUGCUCCCACUUUGAACUCUACUUUUUGGAUCCAUGCACCUACUUAUUUUUCUAAACAUCUAGAGCGCAACAAUACCCUCACCUCCAGAAAUGCAGGGAUGAACAGCGGUUACAAUUGACUCAGUGUUGGUUACACAUUUGCAACAAGAGGCUGUACAUUGACUAAAAGCUAAGGAUAAGAAUUAAUGCAUGCAUGUCAAGUGACAACAGAGAGGGAAGCAGAGACACAUCUGCCCAUUCACACCACACACUAAAUUAAGGACAGCUCCUGGUUGCCAUUGAGUGUUACUGGACAUACUACAAUACAUUUCAACUAGAAAGAUGCAAUGGUUAAAGAAGAAAUGGAACUUCAGAGAUCUGUUGAUGAAAAAUCGUCUUCUUAUUGCCACAGUUGUGUCUGUGCUGCUUGGAAUUGGACUGGGUGUGAUUGUCCGGGAUCAUGGUGCCUUGUCGUCAUUGGAUACGUUUUAUUUUGGCUUCCCUGGGGAGAUCCUGAUGCGGAUGUUGAAGCUGAUCAUCCUGCCUCUCAUCGUCUCCAGCAUCAUCACAGGUGUGGCUUCACUAAAGUCAGAAGUUUCUGGCUUAAUUGGAUUGCGAGCCAUUGGUUACUAUUUCCUCACUACCAUACUUGCUACUAUCCUCGGAAUCAUUUUGGUGAUUACAAUUAAGCCGGGAGGAUCAGUGAGCACUGAGGACAUUGACAGAUUUGGGACUUCACAGAAUGUAUCAAUGGUUGAUGCCAUGUUGGAUCUCAUCAGGAAUAUGUUCCCUGAAAACUUGGUACAGGCCUGCUUUCAACAAUACAAGACUAAACGUGAAGAAAUUGUUUUAGGGGGGUCAAAUGCAACCUCUCCCUCUUCUGUGUCUCACAGAAAUUCUCUUCAAGGGGACAGCUCAAUAGACUACCGUGUUGUGGGAUCCUACUCAGAUGGUAUCAACAUCCUGGGCCUAAUUGUCUUCUGCUUUGUGUUCGGUUCCGUCAUUGGAAAUAUGGGUGAGCGAGGGCGCACCCUGGUGGACUUUUUUGAAGCCUUAAAUGAGGCGACCAUGAGAGUGGUGCAAAUCAUUAUGUGUUAUAUGCCUAUUGGAAUACUGUUUCUGAUUGCUGCUAAAAUAAUAGCUGUCGAUGACUGGAGCAUUUUCACAAAGCUUGGUCUCUACAUGGCAACAGUGCUUAGUGGACUAGCCAUUCAUGGCCUGCUGGUCCUGCCUGUGCUCUAUGCGGUCGUGGUGAGGAAGAACCCAUAUGCAUUUGCCUGGGGAAUGACUCAGGCUAUACUCACUUCACUCAUGAUCUCUUCCAGUUCAGCCACACUACCUGUGACAUUGAAGUGUGUAGAGGAGAACAACGGCGUGGACAAGAGGAUCACUCGAUUCAUGCUGCCAGUUGGUGCCACAAUUAACAUGGAUGGCACAGCCCUGUAUGAAGCCAUAGCAGCCAUCUUUAUCGCUCAGCUCAAUAAUUACCCACUGACCAUUGGACAGAUCAUAACUAUCAGUAUCACAUCAACAGCUGCUAGUAUUGGAGCUGCAGGCAUUCCUAGUGCUGGUCUAGUUACCAUGAUGAUUGUCUUGACGGCUGUUGGCCUACCUGCCAAUGACCUGCCUCUGAUCCUGUCAGUGGAUUGGCUCCUGGAUCGUUUUCGGACUGUGAUCAAUGUUCUGGGAGAUGCCUAUGGAGCUGGGAUUGUGGAGAAGCUUUCAGAGUCUGAGCUGGACCAAACGUCUUCUCCGAUGCCAGAUUACGCUGAGCACGGCUAGGCAGCUACAGAAGUGCCCACAGUGAAGCUAAAGUAUAUUGGGACAUCACAAUGAAGGUUUCACACAGUAAAAUGCACUGCAGCCACCAAGAAAAGAUGUGGUAGACGUGGAGAAGAUCCACCUUUUCAUGUAUGAAUAGUGCAAUUUUCCCAGUCAUAAUGAAAACUUGGAAUUGAGGGUGGUGGUAAGUAUUCAUGAAAAAGGGUAACAUUUGUGAUUGGGCAGCAUGAAUUCUGAACAUAAAACUACAAAAUAUAUUUCAUAUUGUACCUUUUAUGGUUAUGGAUAAAAAUAAAGACACAAAUGUAAGCGU